Colletotrichum spaethianum is the source of this 336-nucleotide messenger RNA. RefSeq names its product glutaredoxin-like protein YDR286C. Lineage: Eukaryota; Fungi; Ascomycota; Sordariomycetes; Glomerellales; Glomerellaceae. The record is from RefSeq and is a predicted model, not a curated record. The coding region runs from base 1 to 336 and encodes 111 amino acids. The transcript has 2 exons.
AUGUUUACGUCAACACGACGACUCCUCCAGAAGGCUCAGACGUGCCGAAUCACGCUCUUCACUCGCGAUGAGUGCGGCUUGUGCUUGCGAGCCAAAUCGGCCCUCUCCAAUGUCUGGGACAGGAGGCCCUUUGCCUUUACGGAGGUCAAAGUCACCGCGCCGGAUGCGAAGAAGUGGAGGGAUCUGUAUGAUUUCGAUGUCCCUGUGAUCCACAUCAGCAAAGCUGACGCCCCUGAGGAGGACCCCAAACUUGUGGGCAAGGCCGUCAAGCUCAUGCACCGCUUCGACCCAGACCAGAUCGAGGCCAAGAUGGAUCAGGUUGAGGGCAAGAACUGA